ACGGGAAGCAACCGGUCGCGUGCUGCUCUAGGGUGCGCGUUUUUGUCACCAGGACUCGUACAAAGCAAGCUCCGGAAGUCUCGGCAGUUGGAAAAGUUUUGCGGUUUUGCCAAACCUAUUGGGAGCGUUUUUCUUUGCCUUCCGCCGAAGUGUUUGUUUCGUGACAGGUGCUCGGGAAGAAUUUCAUCUUCAAUCAAAUUUAAUUAGGAAAGCUCCAGAUUAGUGAACAAGAAAAACAAUCCACGGUGUAGGGGUGAGUGUUUGCGGGCGGUGUGACUUUCGCGCAUAACGCAAUUUUCACCUUGAGACUCCGCAAAAGAGACGGAAAGAUAGCGGAUAAUCUAAUUUGAAUUCGCAGAAAUCUAAUAAUCUAUUCCUGAUUCGAUAACAGUAACAAUGAUUUCGAUCUGAUUGAAGCGACGAUCGACGGUGGUAAAUUCGGGACGGAGAGAAAACGUUCAAAAAUAAUUUUGCUUAUGAAACUCGAAUCGCGUGAAAAGGUGAGUGUUGAUAGCUAUAAAAAAAACACGCGCCGCAAGUGUUGUGAUACAUAAUCUCAUGAAAAAGGCAUGAAUCCCUGUCCGGGAGGUGUUGAGCGGUAAACUCAGGGAUAAUAUAAAUAAAUAUUCCAAAACAAAACAGUGUGAGUCGGCGAACUCGAAACCGAACGGGAACACAAGUGAAAAUUAAUAUUUAAUUUCAUUUUUCGGCGCCUUCCUGUGCCGUUCUGUCCUGCUGGCUGUGCAUUUUUGCAGAAUAAAGCUACCGGUCGGAGCAAAUAGCAGGCAGCCAUUGCCAAUCAACAUUAUCGUAAUCGAACUCCCACAGCAACUACGGUGAACCGUUAGCCCCUGACUUUGUCCGCCAAUUUCGGAGAGCCGAAAAAAAAAAGCCGCCAAAAUUUAUCCCCACGAGAUGGACUACUCCUACCUGAACCAGGCGGCGGCUGGAUUCGAUUCCAGCUGCCUCCAGGGCGGUAUGGAUCCAACCGGUCUCGGCAAUAUGCCCUGCUCGUACGGUGAUCUGACCUCGUGCAGCCAGAUGUCCCAGGCGGCCUACCGAUACACAGCCGCCGCCGCUUCUAUGGCACGCUCGUACAACCCCGUCGGGACGGCCGUCGGGCCGGGAAACGUCAGCAUGAGUGCCCUGCACCAUGCGGCAGCUGCCGCCGGACCGGGCAGCCAGUGCUCGGUGAUGGGUGGCCGGACCCACCAGGAUGUGCAGCGGGCUUCCAUGUUCCACACGUCGAUGAACUUGCAGUCUGGUCUCCCGUACAAGGUCUACUCCGGUCACGAUUCGGUCUUGGCGGAAAAACGGAAACAGCGCCGGAUACGAACCACUUUCACGUCAGCCCAGCUGAAGGAACUAGAGCGGGCCUUCCAGGAGACGCACUAUCCAGACAUCUACACCCGCGAGGAAAUUGCCAUGAAGAUCGAUCUUACCGAAGCGAGGGUACAGGUAUGGUUUCAAAACCGAAGGGCAAAGUUUCGAAAACAGGAACGGAUUGCACAGCAGAAAGUGUCCAGCAAUAACAACAACAACAAUAGUAGUACCAGCAAUAACAACAACAAUCCAGAUUCAUCGUCAGUGAAAAGCGAACAGAAGUCCAAUGCCGGUAACACGACUCCUAAGGACAUUAAACCCGGAUCGCCACUGUCUACAGUUUCCACCACGCCCAACUCUAGUACUUCCUCUCAUCAGUCUAAUGGAGACAUCAAACCUCUCAAUGGCAAACUGUCCGAUUCCGACAUGAACGGUGGCGGUGGCGUUGGCGGAGGUCUACUCGGUAGCCAUGGAGCGAACGUGACGGGAAGCCUGUCGACGCUGCACAACAGCAGCAAUAACAAUAACAACAAUACCAACAAGUGGAGCACGUCCUGCAACUCGCUGCUGCAGAACCACCAGAAGUCGGCCGCAAAUCAUUUGAGCAUGAAUCACAACUUGCAGAAUCACCAUCACCACGCGGUGGCCGCCCUUUCGUCACCCUUUUCGUCACUACUGGGGGCCGGUGGGGGCGCCGCCGGAUACUUACUGGAUCCGCUCGGAGGAUUGAACAAAACUACCGCCGCCAAUCAUUUAUUCUAAGAGUUUUUCGGGGGUGGUGAUUUGGAAAUUUCCUGCAUUCUGACUAUACUAAGCUUGUAGAGCGCGCUAGUGGAACGACAGCUUAGAUUUUAAAUGACGACGAAAAAAGUGACAUUAGGAUUUUGCUUUCGUUGCAAUCUGUACCGCUUGAGAGAGAAAGUGUAUUACACUUAAAUAAAACGGAUCCUGUCAAGUCCACUAGUUUAUUUAAUUUAAAGUGGCGUUAAUUAGCGUUGAUUUACGUGGUAUUCUUAUUCCGUUACAAAGCGUGUGAACCACAUGCGCGAAGGAUGCUGAGAAAGCCAAUUAAAAAUCAUCCAGAUAUUUACCACGCUGCGUACCAAAACUAAAAGAAUCCAAUCCAAUUAAUCAGAAAAAAGUCUGUCAUUCUUCCUGUCAAGAAAAAAAAUGCAAACGUCCAUCAACAACAACUGACGUAACGGUAACGUAUGAUGAUUCACGUAGACGCUGCACUUUUCUCUAACGUGGUGUCAGAUACGCUAAUUAACCAUGGAAAAGUGCCCCGCUUUGCAUCCAUCCACUUCGCCAGAGUCGCAACAGAAGUUGCAAAAAAAGCCGCGCGUUGAUGCAACGCUUUACAAAUAGUCGUUACGAUGAUCAAUGGCUUGAAUAAGGUUCUAUUUCAAUACAAACAUUCAACGCAUUCUUGUAUACGGAUCGAUUCCUGUGUCCAGAAAAUAAUUUUCUGCCAAUCAGUAUCCAACACACAACGGUUUAGUGAGAGUGGAAGGCAAAAAAACAUCCGAAGUCGUAUAUAAAGGCAAACCUAAUGCAUUAUAUCUUGAUAUUUAAAAAAAUUAUCGUGACAAAGCUAUCUAAGAGAAAAAAUCGCUAAUUGUACGAAUAUAGGGAGAAUCGGUAUGUCGCAAUGUUCGUGAGCUGUAAAUAUAAGUAUUAUGAGUAACAAAACAAAAAAAAAGAAAUGUUUAGGUCAUGUAUAUAUAAAAAAAAUCAAUAAAAUUUUCGU
Messenger RNA from Wyeomyia smithii (pitcher-plant mosquito), 3073 nucleotides. RefSeq names its product paired mesoderm homeobox protein 2A-like. Gene Ontology annotation, biological process: regulation of transcription by RNA polymerase II. The record is from RefSeq and is a predicted model, not a curated record. The transcript is spliced from 4 exons. Bases 916 to 2085 code for a protein of 389 amino acids. NCBI's taxonomy places the organism in Eukaryota, Metazoa, Arthropoda, Insecta, Diptera, Culicidae. Gene Ontology annotation, molecular function: RNA polymerase II transcription regulatory region sequence-specific DNA binding; DNA-binding transcription factor activity, RNA polymerase II-specific.